GAAGGUUUAAAGUGUUAGUAAAAAAACUUCAGUGUUUGAAAUUCUAGAAAAUGACACUUUCGGCGUUUAAAAUGCGAUUUUUCCUAAAAUAAGUUAUUAAUAGCUUUCACCACACUACGAAAAAGUUUAUGGCAAACAGCUCAAAUCCUAGCUAGAUGGGCUUAACUAAAACAAAAAGACAUCUUAAUUAAUUAAUAUGGACUACGAUGAUGCAAUGAAUAGAUACCCAUUUGGUGAAAAUAAAAAGAACGUAACGUACUUGGCUGCUAUAUAAUACAGCCAAGGAGGGUCGUGUUCUAUUAUUAUGUUCAAGGGAAAUGAGAAAUACGCAAAGAAAGAGAGAUAUGAAGAUGAGAGGAUCUGAUCAGAAGAAUAUACUGAUUGUUAUGAUGGUUGUAACAGUUGCAGCGACGGUUCGAGGUGAAGACGGGUUCGUGACAUGGGGCGAUAACUACUACACAACAUGGGGACAUCCAGCUUUGGUUAUUAAUGAAACCUCUGACUCUGAGCUCCAGCUCACCCUCGAUCAUAAAUCUGGGUCCGGGUUUGAGUCCUACAAGAUAUACGGAUCAGGAUCUUUCAACAUCAGAAUCAAGGCACCCCAAACCAAGUCUACGAAAGUGACUACUUCCUUCUACCUAAGAUCCAAAUCAAGCCGUAAUGACGGGCUCUGUUUCCAGAUUUUUGGAAACGGGCCAGCGUAUUUGCUGAAUACAAUUAUAUUUGUAUACGGUGAAGGAGAUAAAUAUCAGAGGUUUCGUCUUUGGUUCGAUCCAACCAAAGAUUAUCAUUCCUAUAGGUUUCUUUGGAACCCAUAUCAAGUUGUGUUCUAUGUAGAUGAUACAGCGAUCCGGGUGUACAAGAAGAAUCCAGACAUUUACUACCCAUCGGUGCAGACGAUGUUCAUGCAUGGCAGUGUGGAAAACGGAACAAUGGUUGACCUUAAGGAGAUGUCUUACUGUUUAUUUGUAAAGCCUUUUAAAUUAAAUUUCAGGCAUUGUCAAUCAGACACAUCCAAAUUCAAGGCAGAGUUGACUAAUAUCUGUUCUCUUCAACAAAAAAGUAAACUAGCAUUCAUCUUGAAUACUCUGAGCGAAAGUCUGUAUAUUUCCUUGAUUAAUUGAGUGAAUGUACGAACUGUUAUGAAUAUUAUGGUAAUGCCAUUAUGGCAAGUCUUAAAUAUAUUCGUUUUCCAAGCUUUACUUGUUCUCCAAGUGGCUUUGUCCACAAGCUAUUGUAAUCCUAUAUAAAGGACUCAUUACUCAUGGAAUAAUACACAUCAAUUCCUCUCUUCUUUUGUCUUCUCUUCUUUACUCAAAACACGUUAUCGGCACGAAACUCUAUCGAUCUUGAGCUAAGAGGUAUAGAAUUUUUUUUUUUUUUAUGUUCUUAAUAUUUUUUCAAUCCUUCUUCAAUCCAUGUUUAUUAUCAAUUCAUGGUUGUAAGAGUGGAUCUAAUACUAUCGAUACUUAAUUGAAGUAUUAUUUAUCGAUACUAGAAUCAUGUUUAUUAUCAACUCAUGAUUCAUCAUGGUUCAUCUAUCUUAUUGAGUUUAAAAGUUUUUAGUCGAUAAUAUUGAUUUGGCCUUGUUCCAAAGAAAUAAAAUUAUUAGAUCACUUUGAUGGGAUCGUAUCGACUUUAUAAACUAAAUUCAAUCUCGUUAGUUACGAUAUUUAUAUUCGUAUAACUUUUUUUUAUUACUUGACACCAUGAAUAUUGAUAACUCGUUUGCGUAUAGUUUGUUGACUUCUGCAUAUUGUUAAUUAUUUAAUCAUACAUAUGCAUAUCGUAAUUGUUUAUUAAUACGGCAUGACUACAUAUCAAAACUAAUAGCAUAAUCACGAUUCAUAAAUCACUAUUUUCAUGCAUAAUUUAUUAGAUUUUGUUAAUCGAUUGUUACUUAUACAUCUCACAGUAUGAUUUGGCCUUUUAGUGUUGAUUAGUGUUAAUCAGAUUCACUACGUUUGUGGCUCAUAGUCAUUGUCAAAGUUUGAAUCUAUGCCAUAGUUAUAGUAUUCUUAUUUACUACGUUUGCGGCUGCAGUGCAUGUAAUAUUACGAUUGCAUAAGUCAAGGUUUACAAUUGCAUAUAGUUAUUAAUAUUGUCUUACAUGCAACGACUUGCUGCAUGUAACUAUAACCAAGAGUUAUUAAAAUAAUUUUGUGAAUAUAUUAAGAGUUGUUAGUGUUCAUUCGCACGGCUGAGUGUUUUCGAGUGAAUUAUUAUAACUCAAUCCUGUUAAUAUGGUGAAGUUACGGUUUAAUUUUUCUGCUUGGUUAAGCAUAUUGAUUUUGUUAACUAAACCUAGUUGAUUCAUUCUGACCGUAUGUGAAUAGAUAAUCAUAUACUGUUAAUAUUUUAAAUAGCUUCAUUGAGCCUAUUGUCUUACCGGUAAUUUUCCUAUUUGGUUAAAUAUUGAUUAUCAAGCCAUGCUUCAAUACAGUAUAUCUGUGAUUAAAUAUUUGGCCAGAAGCUAAUUAUUUGGUUUAAAAAAAAAAAGUGAUUCAAGUUGGUUUACAUGACUAUUAGUUUAUGUGCAUACAUGUUUUAUAUUGAUGUCUACUAACAAAUUGCCAUAUUUAUAUGAGCAAAAUUUAGUGUUGCAGAGAUUCUAACUAGCCGAAAAACAUAAAAGGCCUUAAAGAUCAUCUUUAUGUCAGAUCUUCAAUUUCUAUUUUACCUCUAUUAUCGAGAUAAGUAUUUUUUACUUAUCAUGUUUAAUAUUGAUUUAUUGUCAAGUAAAGUUUGAUUAGAUAAAUUAAUUUAUACAUGUCAUCUGAUUUUGUUUGAAUAUUCAUUGAAAGAUAGCCAAUAUUAAGAUGGUUAAUGACAUGAUAGUAAACGGCUAGUCAAUAAAAUAAUUACUACAAUAAUAUUAUCUACUUUUAAUGUAGUAAAAUACUUGUGAUAAUACAUAUCUCUAUAUAAUAUAUAUUUUAUUAUUAUAUUUCACUACCAUUAUAUAUAUGAGAGUUUAAAGCUUAAGGCUUGAUCUUAAAAGAUCCAUGAGUUUUGGAAAAAUCCAAAGAAAGGUAUAAUCACCAGAAGUGAUUAACUAAAGCUCAUUGUGUAUCUUGCAUCUAAAUGGGUCAUGUAUUAUUUUCUUUGAUUCUUCUAUUGAGACAUCCAGAAGAUUAUGUUUGCACUAAAACUAAGAUUGAGGAAUUAUUCUCAAAGUAAAUCUCUGGAAUUUUGAGACAAUAAGCAAAGGAAAUGCUAUAUACAUUUCAAAUCAGAAAUAUUUCUCAAGGCAGUAUAAGUAUUUUAGAGAUAGUAUCUAUAUCCUCUUAUAUAUUUUAAUAGACAAAGAUUAGUGUAAUGGAGAUAAAAAAAUAUAGUAAACCAGAAGUUUACAAAAUAUUUGGCAUGAACCAGUUAGACCAUUUUGGUUCAGUAAUAAUGCGAAAAGAUACAUAAAGAUUUAGGUGAAUAUUCAUUGAAGAACCAGAAGAUUCCUGCGAAUGAUUUCACAUAUGUUGCUUGCUCAUAAGAUAAAAUGGUAAUACGGUUUUCACCAGCCAAAUUAAGUUAUUGGCAUGAAUAAAGGAGAUGUUAGUGGACUGAUCACCCACUAUGCAUCUUUAUAAUACCAUUGAAUCCACUUCUUACAGUCUCUCGCGACUAUAGAAAAUCAUUGGAUAAGUGUUAACCAUUUUGAGCAACACUAAUUCGCUUCAAGCCAACAAGUAAUCAUUGGUUCUCCCCGUCAUUGGUAUUGGGUUAGAAAUCAACCAUUUUCCAUCAAAGAAUGUUGGAUGUGCGAUAUACAUUCCAUUUGCUCCACCAUAGAGCUUUAAUUAAGAUGGAUUCUCAAAUGAGGUUGGAAUUAUAUGUUGGAUAUGAAUCUUCAUUGAUACUUAAGAAUCCAUAGCCAUCCCUGAAGGAUAUAAGUAAGGCUCGAUUUGAAUGCUAAAAGUGAAUUAGCAUUUCCAACAUAAAGGGGAGAAAAUAAACAGCUGAAAAAGAAAAUAAGUUGAUAUGAGUUAUCGUUGAUCCUCAGAGUAAAGAAAAUGUAAAAUACAAGUCCAAAAGAUAAUUCAAUUAUAGUGCUUAGUAAAGCAGUUGCCAGACAAAUUUGUUGACCCCAAAUAAAUAUAGUGAUCGAGUCACAUAUACCGACUGUAAAUGCUCCAAUAAGAAUAGAUGUUCUAUAAGAACAAUAUCAAAUUGCAAGUCACGCCUGAAGCGUGGUAGACAUGUGGUUCCAAAGAUAAGAAUCCUCACAAAUGAAAAGGAGCAUAAAUUAAUAAUGGUCACGAGGAAAUAAAGUUUUUGAAUGAUCUCCAGAAGAGACAUUAAGCAUGACUGAAAGAAAUUCAGGUACCUGAGACAAUGAAGAGAUCUCAAUAAGUUUGUCAUGUAUAGAAUAAAAUGGAACGAAUAGACAAAUCGACGUCGAUGAUAUUUAUGCAUGCAAAAUAGCAGUUGAUAUGAUAAAUGAUAAAGAGGAUCAUGAAAGAAAGUCUAUUGAAAAGUCUACACAAAGAGAUGAUUGGCCAAAUCAAAAAGAAGCAAUAGACAAAGAUAAAAACUCUUGUGAAAGAGUGAGGUUUUUGGACCAGUAGUCCAAGUACUAGAAGGUGUAAAACAAGUGGGAUAUAAAUGAGUCGUUGCACCAAAGAAAGAUUAAUAUGGAAUUGAUUGUGAAGAGACAUAGUCUUAUGUGGUAGGUGCAACUACUUUUAUGUUCCUUAUUAGUCUGACAAUAAAGGAAGAAUUUGAUUAUACAAUCCACUGGAAACUGAUAGUCCCUAAGAGAUAGAAUCCCUAAAAGAUAGAAUCCCUGAAGGAUUGAUGAUAUCAAAAUCAUAUUCGAUCAAAAUAUGUUUAUGGGAUAUAUGAAAUAUUUGAAGUUAAUCAAUAUAUCUUUAUAUUUAUCAAGAGAUUAUAGAUCAAUAGAAUCAUUGAUUUGAAUAUAAUCAAAAACUCCUAAAGAGUUAUAGAAAAUUAUAUUUUGGAAGAAAGCUCUUGACAAUACAAUAUUGUCUUUAUGUAUUCCAAAUCGGAGAUCUAAAAUUAGAUGUUAUCAUAAAGAUCCUUGAAGGAUUUUAUUUAAGAUGCUCAUAUAUGUUUGGUCUUGAAGUACCAUAUUUAAAGCGUUAUUGAGCAAAUUACUAAUCUUUUUCAUAACCAAAAGAUGUAAUUUCAUAUGACAAGAAAGAAAGUCAUAAUAGUAACUUUCAUAGUUACGAAUGAGUUAUUCGUAUGUACGAGACGAAUGUCUAGACGAUUAUAUGUAAGAAGUUUGGUUUGAAGUCCAAAUAGACCAAGAAAAUAUUGUCUAUAUCAAAUAAGAAUUGUGGACCAGAAAUCUAUAGACCUUGAAUACUCUAAUAGAAAGAGUAUUACAAUAUUCUCAAUUUCAAAAGGAGAUUUCUCUGAUUGGAAUGCAUAUCCUGAAGAUAUUGCUUUCCGGAGAAGAAAUGUGAAAUAUGUGUGGUUGUACUCUUUUCCCUCAUCAUGACUUUUAUCCCACUGGGUUUUUCCAUGACAAGGUUUUAACGAGGCAACAAAGAACACACAAAAGAUAGACACCCAAAGAGAAUGUUACAAUUUGGGAGAUGAAAAUCUAUCAUUGUUCUAAAGUUUUGGAGAUAAAAAGAAUCCAAGAAAUGGUCAGAUCAUGAAGACUCAUGCACUACUGAAGAAUGGCGAAGUUCGUUUCCUACAAGUUCGUUCGAGUAAAUAUUUGGCUGUUUCAUUCACAAAGACGCUACCCCUCCUACUUUCAAGAAGCUCACUCAUCUUUUUGAACUACGUUGUCUCAAAGAUCUCGACGUAUGUACACAUGAGGGGAAGUCAUUGCACGCUGCACUCUUUUUCCUUUAACCAUGGUUUUUCCUAUUGGGUUUUCCUGGUGAGGUUUUUAACGAGGCAGCAUCUUACGCACAUAAUGGACAUCAAGGGGAAGUGAUAUGAAUAUUAUGGUGAUGCCAUUAUAGCAAGUCAUAAAUAUACUUGUUCUCCAAGCUUCACUUGUUCUCCAAGUGGCUUUGUCCACAAGCUAUUGUAAUCGUAUAUAAAGGACUCAUUACUCAUGGAAUAAUACACACCAACUCCUCUUUCUUUUGUCUUCUCUUCUUUACUCAAAACACAAACGUAUAUAAAGACAAAGGUUACGAUCACAAGCGAUCUUCCCUAUUAUUACCCGAGCAUUAUGCUAUAAAAGCAAUAUGCUUUCAUAAAUGCAAUUAAUAAAGUGAUCCUAGAGUAGUAAAUGAU
Molecule: messenger RNA, 6222 nt
Organism: Brassica napus (rape)
Lineage: Eukaryota; Viridiplantae; Streptophyta; Magnoliopsida; Brassicales; Brassicaceae
Product: probable xyloglucan endotransglucosylase/hydrolase protein 11
Exons: 4
Coding region: 318-1124 (268 amino acids)
Biological process (GO): cell wall biogenesis; xyloglucan metabolic process
Molecular function (GO): xyloglucan:xyloglucosyl transferase activity; hydrolase activity, hydrolyzing O-glycosyl compounds
Source: RefSeq, a predicted model, not a curated record